Filobasidium floriforme is the source of this 1374-nucleotide messenger RNA. RefSeq lists its product as uncharacterized. The transcript is spliced from 6 exons. The coding region runs from base 77 to 1009 and encodes 310 amino acids. Gene Ontology annotation, molecular function: protein-lysine N-methyltransferase activity. The record is from RefSeq and is a predicted model, not a curated record. Lineage: Eukaryota; Fungi; Basidiomycota; Tremellomycetes; Filobasidiales; Filobasidiaceae. Gene Ontology annotation, cellular component: cytoplasm. Gene Ontology annotation, biological process: peptidyl-lysine monomethylation; peptidyl-lysine dimethylation.
CCCUCGCGCAAAGCGUUACCAUAACGCCAAAUACAACUACCAGUCGGUCUUUAGCGGAAUAUUUUCCCCCAUCAGAAUGACGGAAGAACUACCCGCAUCCAAACUCGGCACCAAGGAACACUGGGACAUGGUGUACGAGCGGGAGACCAAGGAGUACGAGGAAACAGGCGAUGAGGGCGAGAUCUGGUUCGGAGAAGGCGCGGUGGACAAGAUGGUAGACUGGACGUACCAGUACCUCCCACCGUUCGAAGACGGGUCCGGACCGACCGUCAUGGAGUGCGGAUGCGGCAACGGCACGCUCCUCCUCUCCAUCCUCUACCCGACCAAACCUAAAUACCGACGUUCUGUACCUCGACACUCUCCUCGACAUUUCACCGGGAUAGACUAUUCGGACCUGAGUAUCGAAUUAUCGAGUAAAGUCGAAGGUCUACGUCGGAGACGCUGGGAGAGACGGAUACGGAGCGAUGAGAAGCGGAAGGAAGUUGGGGAAGAGCUUGGGGUUGAUAGCGAUAGCGAGGAAGAAAGUGACGUCGACGUCGACGACGAUGAAACCGACGAACAAGGGGACGCGGAAACUCUAUCCCACGCCAAGAACCAGAUCGCAAACAACCCUCCCGGAGUCACCUGGUUCGCCUCGGACCUCCUCACCUCAACCCUCCAGACCCUUCACUCCCAAUCCUCUUCCGUCCCUCUUGACGGCUGGGACCUCGUCCUCGACAAGGGGACCUACGACGCCAUCGCCCUUUCCCAAGAACCCGUCGGAUCCGGUCCGGAGUCGAGUAGGGGGAAAUUACCUAGUGCGGUCUACCCUGAACGAGUCGCUGGGCUGGUCAAGCCGGGCGGGUUCUUUUUGAUCACCUCUUGCAAUUUCACCGAAGACGAGAUCAAGACGAGGUUCACUCGAGAAGGACUAGCUUUCGAAUACCACUCGACGGUUAAACACCCAUCGUUUUCGUUCGGAGGCAAGACAGGGUCGACUGUGUGUACGGUGGCUUUCCGCCGGGUUUAGCGGCCAGUUUUUCAAGAAUUCUGAAACCGGUGGUUGCAUGAUCGCGAUCGAUGCAAAGGGGACGCUGAUACUUGAGGAUAGGGACCGUCGAAGUUACUUUGAGAUCACUAUGAGGCGACUUGUAGUAGAUUCUAGAUCUGGCCUAAGUAGACUUGACCAUCGACAAGAUGAUACCAUUUAGAUCCGUUGUGCCCUCGAUGCACGACAAGAAUCCACGAGAUGAUGGCACAUCUGUCGUGUCGCGACGGUCUGCCGACAGGUAAAACGUAAACAUCCCACUCGGUCUGAUCCAUCAAAAUCCAGCCUUAUUGUAUAUGAACCAGGAGCCCGAGGCCUUAAGGCUGUUCUACUUCAGCAGUCUCGAC